This is a messenger RNA of Pygoscelis adeliae (Adelie penguin), 369 nucleotides long. RefSeq names its product DIRAS family, GTP-binding RAS-like 1 (gene DIRAS1). Gene Ontology annotation, cellular component: plasma membrane. Gene Ontology annotation, biological process: signal transduction. NCBI's taxonomy places the organism in Eukaryota, Metazoa, Chordata, Aves, Sphenisciformes, Spheniscidae. The transcript has a single exon. The annotation marks the transcript as partial. The record is from RefSeq and is a predicted model, not a curated record. Gene Ontology annotation, molecular function: GTPase activity; GDP binding; GTP binding.
ACCUUCCGGGACCCCUACAUCCCCACCAUCGAGGACCCCUACCGCCAGGUCAUCAGCUGCGACAAGAGCGUCUGCACCCUGCAGAUCACCGACACCACGGGCAGCCACCAGUUCCCGGCCAUGCAGCGCCUCUCCAUCUCCAAGGGCCAUGCCUUCAUCCUGGUCUUCUCCGUCACCAGCAAGCAGUCCCUGGAGGAGCUGAAGCCCAUCUACCAGCAGAUCGUGCAGAUCAAGGGCACGGUGGAGAGCAUCCCCAUCAUGCUGGUGGGCAACAAGUGCGACGAGACCCAGCGGGAGGUGGAGAGCAGGGAGGGGGAGGCCGUGGCCAAGGAGUGGAAAUGCGCCUUCAUGGAGACCUCGGCCAAGAUG